GGACACAGCAAGAAAGAGCCAUCCGUGGGGGAGCAGGUCCUCACCAGCCACCAAAUCUGCUGGCAUCUUGAUCUUGGACUUCCAGCCUCCAGAAAUGCGCAGCUCGUCUCUAGGGCCUUGAUCUGCAACUCCCGUGUCCAAUAUCCACCAUGUCGUCCUUGGGACAAAGGAAGAUGGGCAAAGCUACGGCAGAUAUAUUACAUUGGCCCGAUGAAGAUCCUAAGUGCCUUCAUUUUAGUAGCCCAAGAGUUGAACAGCGUUCAUGGACAGCUGGUUCUUAUCAGCAAGAUGUAUCACCAGAGAGACUUUAUGUACCGCAAACAGUGGCAGCAUCUCACUCUCUAUUUGACCUUCUUCCUGACGGGGUGUGCAGAUAUGGUGAGCCAGAACCUGAUGCCCCAGAGGUGUGUGGCUCUGGAGCAAGGCACCCAAGCCCUGGGCAUAUUUCUGUUUCUGCCCCUGAUGGUGUCUCACAUGCAGGACACAGAAGGAGUAGAACUGCAGUUUCACAUCCUGCUCACCCAGGCCAUGUUCCUGCUAACGGUGGUAGUGACUGCAGAGCUCUGGGCUCCCAAUGCCAUGCUGAUAUGGACAAUGAAGGCCUUUUUGUACAUGAUCACAGGCUCUUGGUUGGUACAGAUAGGCUUUAUGUUGUUCAAGCCAGUCUCUGGCUAUAAAUGGAUGGAUGAUGACAAAAAUGACAUAAUGUUUGCCACCACUUUCUUCUGCUGGCAUGUGGUCUUCAAUGCCAGUUUGAUGAUCUGGAUCUAUGGCUUCUCUUUUUUGUGGUAUUGCUACAUUCUUAUUAAAGACAGAACCUGGAUGCGCCCCCUGGUGGUGCCCUGUGGCCUUCACACUCCAAGAUGUCUGGAUGAGAAGUUGUGAGAGGUGGGCGGCCAGGAAAGCAGAAUCUGGUGUCCUUCCUUCAUGGGGGUCCUACCUUGAAGCCGCAGACUCUGCUGGAAUGGACGUGCACCCUCUCCCUUCUGGCUUCCCUCAGCCUUAUUUGAACAGUGCAUAGAGGAAAGGUGAACGGAAUAAGAGUCCUGCCACUAAGACCUCCCCUCUCAACUCCCCAAGCGUUUCCCUCCUCAGCUCCUGCUGCGGUACCUGCUUGCCCUGCACCUCUCUGUAUCGCCCACUCCCCUCCCAUGAGAACAUUAAAGAAAUUUUCUAUGUC
This is a messenger RNA of Marmota monax (woodchuck), 1180 nucleotides long. Its product is annotated as transmembrane epididymal protein 1-like. The coding region runs from base 211 to 885 and encodes 224 amino acids. The transcript has 2 exons. Lineage: Eukaryota; Metazoa; Chordata; Mammalia; Rodentia; Sciuridae. The record is from RefSeq and is a predicted model, not a curated record.